Molecule: messenger RNA, 4290 nt
Organism: Anoplopoma fimbria (sablefish)
Lineage: Eukaryota; Metazoa; Chordata; Actinopteri; Perciformes; Anoplopomatidae
Gene: adcy7
Product: adenylate cyclase 7
Exons: 27
Coding region: 665-3988 (1107 amino acids)
Biological process (GO): adenylate cyclase-activating G protein-coupled receptor signaling pathway; intracellular signal transduction; cAMP biosynthetic process
Cellular component (GO): plasma membrane
Molecular function (GO): adenylate cyclase activity
Source: RefSeq, a predicted model, not a curated record
UUGGAGCAAGCAAGCGCGCGGGGACCACAACACGCGCUCCACAGCUCGCACCUACCGGGUCCUUUAUGCAGAUUUGUCUUCCACGAGGACGUAAUUAAAACCCUGUCAGGAGUGGAGCUGCCAACCUCAGCGCUCCAUUACAUCCCGAAACCUGGUGGGAUCACUGAUGACCUUUGUUGCUGCCCUCACCAGCUCCAGUUUUUCCUCCUGCUCUUCCUCCUUAUCCCUCUCCUCCCCUUUCUUAAACUCCCCCUCCCCUCCUCCUCCUUCUCCUCCGUGUCUCCCAGCCCCAGGCUUAUUACUCAAACCCACUGCAGGGAGCAACACAGUAGCUGGCAAAGGAUGAAGCAGGUCUGCCUGCCAACAGCAGACAGAGGAUAGAAGACACAAAGGGACCAGCGAAGGGGAGAGAGACAGAGAGAGACAGAGGAGACGACUAGUAAGGAGAGCUGCAACGAAGCUGUGAGAGAAACCAACAACAACAUUCAAGAUGCCACGCCGAAGGAAAAACACAAGUUUCACUUGAGCGUCAUGAGCCAGCAAGGGGGCCCCUAACAGAUCUAGAACUGUGGACUCCUUCUUAACCAACUUCUGGCUUACACACUCUCCUGCUCCCUGGGGCUCCAUGUUCACACCUGAUAUGCCUCUGUAAGACGUGUGAGCCAUGCCAGCCAAGGGGAAGUACCUGUUGAACGACCAGGAGCUGAAAAAUGAGGCACUGUACCGCAAGUUCUCCUGCAUCAGCCAGUAUCAGCCGCUGGUGCUCCUGCUGGGCCUCUCCAUGCUCUCCUGUGGAAUCCUCCUCAUUCUCUUCUUUGCCCUUCGACUGAGCGCAAAGGAGCACUGUGCCUUCGUGAGCGUGGUGAGCGGCAGCCUGUGUGUGUUUCUGGCCGUGUUUGUGCUGGUGUGUACAGAGAUGCUCUCACAGCGAUGGCGGCGUCUGCUGGGCCUGAUUGUAUGGGCCACACACCUCACCAUGGGCUACACCUUCAUCUUCAGCGGCCCCAUCAUCCUGCCUUGGGACCAGGUGCCUUUCUUCCUCUUCAUCAUCUUCACCGUGUACACCAUGCUGCCGUUCCAGCUGUGGUACGCUGUGGUGCUGAGCUUCAUCUCCUCACUGUCCCACAUCAUGGUCCUCACACUGUACCUCACCAUUUUCGAAAAAAAAUCCACUCCUUGCCUUACCAACCAGCUGCUGUCCAAUGCAGUGGUGUUUCUGUGUGGCAGUGUGGUGGGAGCCUUCCACAAGGUCCUGAUGGAGAAAACCCUGAGGCAGACCUUUCAAGACACCUUGAGGUGCCUGAGCAUGCGGAUGAAGCUGGAGAUAGAAAAAAGACAACAGGAGAACCUGCUGCAGUCCGUGCUGCCCGUCUACAUCUCCAUGAAGAUGAAGCUUGCAAUCAUGGAGCGCUUGCAAGACUGUAAAGACAAAGAAGAACAACAGCGACUGGUCAAAGAUAACAACUUCCACAGUCUUUAUGUGAAGAGGCACGAGAAUGUCAGUAUUCUGUAUGCUGACAUUGUGGGCUUCACCCGAUUGGCCAGCGACUGUUCUCCCAAAGAGCUUGUGAUUAUGCUCAAUGAAUUGUUUGGAAAAUUUGACCAAAUUGCCAAGGAAAACGAAUGCAUGAGAAUCAAGAUCCUUGGAGAUUGCUACUAUUGUGUGUCAGGGCUGCCUGUCUCUCUGCCUAAACAUGCUAAGAACUGCGUCAAGAUGGGCCUGGACAUGUGUGAAGCCAUUAAGCAGGUACGGGAGGCCACAGGAGUGGAUAUCAACAUGAGAGUGGGCGUGCACUCAGGCAACGUGCUCUGCGGUGUCAUUGGCCUUCGCAAGUGGCAGUUUGACGUGUGGUCGCAUGAUGUCACGCUGGCCAAUCACAUGGAGUCAGGGGGCCUUCCCGGACGUGUCCACAUCACAGAGGCGACUCUGAAGCACCUGAACAAGGCUUAUGAAGUGGAAGACGGUAAUGGCCACCUCAGGGACCCCUACCUAAAAGAGCUCAAUGUCCGAACCUACCUGGUCAUUGAUCCUCGGUCUAAGGAUCCGUCAUCCAACAGCCGUAACGCGCCUAAACCUCGAGUGAAUGACGGUCUGAAGAUGAGGGCGUCCGUGCGUAUGACCCGUUACCUGGAAUCUUGGGGGGCCGUCAAACCUUUUGCCCACCUUCAGAGUCGAGAGGGCUUCACCACGGACCCUAUUGUCAACGGCAAGUCCCGCAGCAAGGACAUCCCUCUACGAUCGGCCCCCGGCUUCAAGCCAACUGAGAGGAACAAAUCCCAGAAGAGCAAGUUUGACGAAGAGCUGCACAACGAGAUGACUACUACAAUAGAUGAGCUCAGCAGCAAGCAGUGGUCUAAGACUGAAGAGAGUGGCAGUUUAGCUCUGUGGUUUCCUAAGAAAGAUCUGGAAAAACAGUACCGAGCCCUGGACCUGCCGAUGUUCAAACACUAUGUUGGCUGUGCCACCGUCAUCUUCCUCUGCAUCUUUUUGGUUCAGAUGUUUGUCACAAAGGAUCAACAUAUGUUGGGCAUGUCAUUUGGAGGGUUGGUCUGUGUGCUGCUGCUGACCCUGGCCAUCUGUUUCGCAGGUCACUUCCAGCGCCUGUUUCCUGAGAAGCUGUCGAGGUGCCAGUGGCUGCCAGCCGUGUCCGAGGCGGUGGUGAAGCGUCCGUGUGUGCGCCUCCCUCUGGCCACCGUCACCACUACGGUCAUCAUUAUCCUGGCAGUGUUCAACCUGUGCUUCGUCUGGACACCUGUGCCAGAAUGUCCCAGUGGUGUGGAGGACCUGCAUCACAAAAAUGAAUCCUUGCGCAGGGAUCAGAUGACAUUUUCUUCUACCUGCCUUUCUGGCAUUUGUUUAAUUGAGUACCAGAGAAGAUACUCUGUGUACUGCUGUAUCCUAUCGCUCAUUGCAUGCGGGGUCUUCCUCCGGGUGAGCUUUGAGCUCAAAGUGCUCUUCCUCGCCCUGGCCUCCACAGCGUACUACAUCAUCAUCCUCAGCACCAAUAGGGAACUCUUUGUGGCCUACGGACACUUUCUCUUUGCUCAACAACUCGACAGCUGGAACUGCAGCAGCAGUGAAGAUCACACCGUCCUGAGAUGGUUAGGGCUGGUGAAACACCCCCAGGUGAUGAGCUGCAUUUAUAUCACCCUGUUCCUCGUCACUAUGCUCAUCAUCUCGCAACAGAAUGAGUCCUGCUUCCGCCAGGACUUCCUGCUAAAGUACAAGAACCGCACAGAGCAGGACGAGAUCGAGACCAGGGAGAACCUGAACCGCCUGCUGCUGGAGAACGUGCUGCCGGCCCACGUGGCAGCGCUGUUUGUCGGGGAGAAUAAAAAGAACGAGGACCUCUACUACAAGUCCUACGACUGCGUCUGUGUGAUGUUCGCCUCAGUGCCGGAUUUCAAAGAAUUUUACACAGAGUGUGACAUCAACAAGGAGGGUCUGGAAUGUUUGAGGCUCCUGAACGAGAUCAUUGCUGACUUUGACGAGCUGCUGUCCAAACCAAAGUUCAGCGGCGUGGAGAAGAUCAAGACAAUUGGCAGCACUUACAUGGCCGCUGCAGGGCUGAGCGGGACGCCCGGUCAUGAGAACAAUCAGGACAAAGAGAGGCAGCAGGCCCAGAUAGGGAUCAUGGUGGAGUUCGCCAUCGCUCUGAUUGGGAAGUUGGACGGCAUCAACAGACAUUCCUUCAAUAGCUUCAGGCUUCGUGUGGGCAUCAAUCAUGGCCCGGUGAUAGCCGGAGUGAUCGGGGCGAGGAAGCCUCAGUAUGACAUCUGGGGCAACACGGUGAACGUAGCCAGCAGAAUGGAGAGCACCGGGGAGCUGGGAAAGAUCCAGGUGACAGAGGAAACGUCCGAUGUGCUGCAUAAGCUGGGCUACUCAUGCGAGUGUCGGGGAUUGAUCAACGUGAAGGGCAAAGGGGAGCUGAAAACCUUCUUUGUGUGCACCGACAUGAGCAAGCAGCAAGGUAUGGGUCUGAGCUGAGGCCCGGCCGCCACAGCCAACGCACCUGGAGACGGACUCAUGCCAAGAGUUUAAAGACUCCACGAGUGCUGAGACAGAACAAUCAUUGAUACAGCUGUGUCCUGUGAUGGUAAAGAAUGAAAGGAUACAUACUGAGGACUUUACCGCGUGUGUUGGAUGUGACACUGAACACUUUCUACUCCGGACCUGUUGAACGGAUCAGGAUGUGGCAGUCAUGGUGGAGAGAUGGUCACUCGGUUUUUCUACAUACAUUUUACGUCCAGUGCUCAGUCACUUUUGUUUUUUUUUUUUUUUUUUUUUUG